AUGUUCAAACAAUCUGCCUUUGCAAUUUGGCGCAAAGAACAGGAGAAUAAAAAAAUAAUUUCAUUAAUCAAGGAUUUGGAUGUUAGUUUGGAUGGUGGCAUACCACUGGGUCAAAUUACAGAGUUUUGUGGUAGUUCGGGUACGGGCAAGACACAAUUAUGUUUACAAUUGUGCAUAAAUGUUCAACUACCCCAAGCAGCUGGAGGUCUGGGCGGUAAAGCAUUUUACAUCGAUACCAAUCAGGGAUUUUCACCAUUCCGUUUAAAAGAAAUCGCCGAACACAUGGAGGCCCGCUGUCAACGUAAUUCCACAAAAUGCCACAACUUCAAUCUUACAACAAUUCUCAAUAACAUCACCUAUGUUUAUUGUAAUAACUAUUGCGCUUUAAUGGCUAGCAUUUUAAAUUUACACAAUCUACUGCAAGAGGAGCACGAGGAGAUUCCCCUUAAACUAAUGGUUAUCGAUUCGUAUGCCUUUGUCCUAAGGCAAUUGGAUGAUGUUGAUUUACGGACUCGUGUCAAUUAUGAAAUAUUAACCGAUUUACACAAUCUGGCCAUGAAAUAUGGAAUAGCGAUUGUAAUUACAAAUGAACUGACCACACGCUGUCGUGAUAAUACAAAUUGGUUUGUUUGCACAGCCCUGGGUGAUACACAUACACACAAGAUAAAUACACGCUUAUUGUUGAGCAAGGAUUCAAAUGAGAUGGAGGACUGUGCCGCCGAUCAAAAUUAUCACAUCGUUAUGAUUGAAAAAUCGGUAGUGUGCAAACGAAUGGCUUUUCGUUUUAAGAUAAAACCAAGUGGUAUACACAGCAUAACAACACGCCAGACAUAA
Messenger RNA from Musca vetustissima, 834 nucleotides. RefSeq names its product DNA repair protein RAD51 homolog 3. Gene Ontology annotation, cellular component: Rad51C-XRCC3 complex; Rad51B-Rad51C-Rad51D-XRCC2 complex; replication fork. Gene Ontology annotation, molecular function: crossover junction DNA endonuclease activity; ATP binding; ATP-dependent DNA damage sensor activity. The record is from RefSeq and is a predicted model, not a curated record. The coding region runs from base 1 to 834 and encodes 277 amino acids. The transcript has 5 exons. NCBI's taxonomy places the organism in Eukaryota, Metazoa, Arthropoda, Insecta, Diptera, Muscidae. Gene Ontology annotation, biological process: reciprocal meiotic recombination; DNA repair; meiotic DNA recombinase assembly.